Messenger RNA from Pteronotus mesoamericanus, 948 nucleotides. Its product is annotated as integrin beta-1-binding protein 1-like. The record is from RefSeq and is a predicted model, not a curated record. Gene Ontology annotation, molecular function: integrin binding. Gene Ontology annotation, cellular component: ruffle; cell periphery; lamellipodium. The transcript has 3 exons. Gene Ontology annotation, biological process: negative regulation of substrate adhesion-dependent cell spreading; negative regulation of focal adhesion assembly. Lineage: Eukaryota; Metazoa; Chordata; Mammalia; Chiroptera; Mormoopidae.
AUGACUGUGAGCAGCCUGAGGGCAGAAGCGCGGCUCCCGAGGCCUGCCCCCCAGCGCUCAGCACCACUUCCGGCCCAGCUGCGCAGCCUCAGGAGCGAGUCACUAAACGGACACACGUGGGGGCCUGGGUCAUCAGAGAAGCUGGAUGGAGAAAGACCCUGUAACAGCCAGUACCGGGGCCCCAGACUACACAUGACAGCAUCUCGGACCAUCUUAGACCCUCUAGUCCCAGCAUUGAAAGUCCUGUUGACCCGGCUAGGCGGGAGAUCCGUGACCCACAGACGACCCCAAGGAUGGGCUGGGGGCUGCGAGGGGAGCUCCUCUGGAUCAAGCUACAGUGAAAAAUGUUUCAGAAAGGCAAAAAAUGACAACAGUUGUAGCAGUUCCCAAAGUAGUGAGAUCAGUACUAAGAGCAAGCCUGUAGACUCUAGCCUCUGGGGCCUUUCUCGAUCCAGCGCUAUUGCCAGCCCCGAUACAGAUUCCACCGAAAGCUCAGGACAAAGCGGCAGCGCCUCAGACACCUGUGCAGAAUUUGAAAUAAAAUAUGCCGGUGCCAUCGAGAUGCUGAAAGUCUCCGAAGGCAAAAGCCUCGAAAGGCCGCUUGACCUGAUCAAUUAUAUAGAUGUUGCCCAGCAAGAUGGAAAGUUGCCCUUUGUUCCUAUGGAGGAAGAAUUUAUUAUGGGAGUUUCCAAGUAUGGUAUAAAAGUAUCGACGUCAGAUCCGUAUGACAUCCUCCACAGGCACGCCCUCUACUUAAUCAUACAGAUGGUGUGCUAGGACCCUGGUCUACGGGCAGGCAGGAGCCUGCUGGCUCUGAAGACCACCAACAUAAGCAACAAAGAAUACAGCCUGUGGGUUUAUCAGUGCAACAGCCUGGAACAAGCACAAGCAAUCUGCAAAGUUGUAUCCACCACUUUCAACUCCGUAUUGACAUCUGAGAAGCCUUGA